Molecule: messenger RNA, 2489 nt
Organism: Oncorhynchus nerka (sockeye salmon)
Lineage: Eukaryota; Metazoa; Chordata; Actinopteri; Salmoniformes; Salmonidae
Product: trafficking protein particle complex subunit 2-like
Exons: 5
Coding region: 54-557 (167 amino acids)
Biological process (GO): endoplasmic reticulum to Golgi vesicle-mediated transport
Cellular component (GO): nucleus; TRAPP complex; cytoplasm
Source: RefSeq, a predicted model, not a curated record
AUAAAAUUACUAAAUCCCUUUUCAUUGCAAAUGUAUUUUAUAUUCAACUUUUCAUGUCGUUAUCAAACAGCGACGGUAUUACGGAAAAGAAAGGCUCGUUUUUAACAGAAAAUUGCAGAUUGCUGGAAAGAAACAUGUCUGGGAGUUUCUAUUUUGUCAUGGUUGGGCAUCAUGAUAAUCCUGUCUUUGAAAUGGAAUUCUUGCCUGCUGGUAAAGCUGAGUCAAAGGAUGACCACCGGCAUCUGAACCAGUUCAUUGCGCAUGCAGCCCUCGACUUGGUGGAUGAAAACAUGUGGCUGUCUAACAACAUGUACCUGAAAACUGUGGACAAGUUCAACGAGUGGUUCGUCUCUGCCUUUGUCACUGCAGGACAUAUGAGAUUCAUCAUGCUUCAUGAUGUACGACAAGAAGAUGGAAUCAAAAACUUCUUCAAUGACGUGUAUGAUUUAUACAUUAAGUUUGCAAUGAAUCCUUUCUAUGAAACCAAUGCUCCAAUCCGGUCGACGGCAUUUGACAGGAAAGUACAGUUCCUUGGAAAGAAGCACCUCUUGAGCUGAUGAACUAACCUGGACAACAUGGUUGUGUAGCUUUUUUAAUGUCUUCAUUGUGUGCAGUUUCCAGUUGAAAUAUGUUUUAAGACAUAUAUACAUAAUAUACACAUAAUUUGUCUAUGAUCACUUGUUGUAUGUCUUAUAUAACUUCAGUAUGUAUUACUGAUACUUCCCAACCACUGUAUAAAAGCUAUUGUAAGCAUGGAACAUUGUUGCAUAAUGAGUGGAUGGUACACUAUAUAUACAAAAGUAUGUGGACACCCCUUCAAAUUUGUCGAUUUGGCAAUUUCAUUGCUGUCAGGUGUAUAAAAUCGAGCACACAGCCAUGCAAUCACCAUAGCUAACAUUUGCAAUAGAAUGGCCUUACUGAAGAGCUCAGUGACUUUCAAUGUGGCACCAUCAUAGGAUGCCACCUUUCCAACAAGUCAGUUUGUCAAAUUUCUGCCCUGCUAGAGCUGCCCAGGUCAACUGUUCAAGUGAUGUUAUUGUGAAGUGGGAAAGUCUAGGAGCAACAAUGGCUCAGCCGUGAAGUGGUAGGCCACACAAGCUCACUGAAAGGGACUGCCAAGUGCUGAAGCGUGUAAAAAUUGUCUCCUAGGUUGCAACACUCACGACCGAGUUCCGAACUGCCUCUGAAAGCAACGUCAGCACACUAACUGUUCGUCGGGAGCUUAAUGAAAGGGGUUUUCAUGGCUGAGCAGCUGCACACAAGCCUAAGAUCACCAUGCGCAAUGCCAAGCAUUGGCUGGAGUGGUGUAAAGCUCGCCGCCAUUGGAUUCUGGAGCAGUGGAAACGCAUUCUCUGGAGUGAUGAAUCACACUUCAAAAUCAGAUGGACUAUUCUGGGUUUCGCGGAUGCCAGGAAAAUGCUACCUGCCCAAAAGGCAUAGUGCCAACUGCAAAGUUUGGUGGAUGAGGAAUAAUGGUUUGGGCCAGGUCCCUUAGUUCCAGAGAAGAUAAAUCUUAAUGCUACAGCAUACAAUGACAUUCUAGACAAUUCUGUACUUCCAACUUUGUGGCAACAGUUUGGGAUAGGCCAUUUCCUGUUUCAUCAUGACCAACUCCAUAUUAAUGACCAUGAUUUUGGAACGAGAUGUUCGACGAUCAGGUGUUCACCUACUUUUGGUAAUGUAGUGUAUGUGUCACCAGAAUUUUGUUUCCAAGUUUGAUAAUAAUGAAAGGUUUGUAUGAGGCUUUUCUGAACUUGAAAGAGCUUGUUAAAUAUUAUCCCAUUCAAAAGACGGUAAUGUUAAACAUUCACAAAGCUGUCUGCCGCCUUAGGGGAAUUCUCUGGCGCUGCCCAAAUGCUCUGUGCAAAUGCAACUAUGCCCUGCACACAAUAGUUUUGGAAACAUUUGCAACCAUACUUUCAUAUAAGCGAGAAAUAAUUUUUCAAACACAAAACACACUUAACAUACGCAGUUCAGGAAAGUUGCACCCGGCUGUAUUUUGUGGAACACUCGAAAUCUGGUGUGGCAUGUCUCGUAGCCGGCUGCAACUUUGCUAAACUGCGCAAAGUAAGUGUACUUUUUUGUAUUUGCAAGAUUCUUUCUUGCUUGUAUGAAAGUUAAGUUCCAAAGGUUUCCAAAAAAGCAUUGCAAGUGAGGCGUAUUUGCGUUUAAACAGCGUCUGGAUUGUAGUUCACAUGGAGGCAGCUGUGGUCCGUACCAUUGGCUGAGAAGCCAAAAGCGUGGCCAACUGUAAGCUGGUUAUACACCCCCUUGGAUUCUUGAGAGCUAGUUAAAUCAAUGUAAAUGUGGCUAAGUUUACACAGGUAGCCCAAUUCUGAUGAGAUCUGCUCUGAUUGGUCAAAAAAACCAUUGUUGGCAGAAUAUCAGAAUUAGGCUGCCGGUGUAAUCUAAGCCAUUCAUUCCUGAGGUUUGUGAAAUGCUCUGACUCACUGUCCAGUUUCUCUGAUUAAAUACUAACAUUAACAUAA